UAUUUUCCAUUUCACAUUAUUACAUUUUCAAUUCUCACAGGGAUUUUCACUUGUGUCUAGAGAAAAGAGUGUGUGUGUGUGUGAGAGAGAGAGAGAGAGAUUUCCUUCUUCCUUCCAUCUUCUUCUUCCCUCUUCUUCUACUCCAUCAUCACAAGUGAGGUGUGGUCCACUGGUUUGGACGGCUUACAUCACCUUCUUCCCCUACUACUCUCUCAGCUCCCUCCACGUACAAUAGAUAAGGGAGAGACCUCUUGAUUUAGAGGAUCGCUAUCAAACUCUUCAUCGUAGAAAUCUAUAUAUCCAUGUGAUCGUGAUCGUGAUCGUGAUCGCUUCAAGGAACAAGGAAUGGCAGAAGCAGUUGUAUCCGGCAUUCUUCAACUAGUUAUUGAAAAACUAGCAUCGCCAAUCCUAGAAAAGUGUGAACUGUUCUGGGGUUUUCACAAGGAGAUGGAAAAUCUAAGAAGCAGGUUAUCAACGAUACAAGCACUGCUUGAAGAUGCGGAGGAGCAGCCAGUAAAGAGCAAGGCGUUACAGAAUUGGCUGGGAAAGCUUAAAGAUGUGGUUUAUGAUGCAGAUGACAUAUUGGAUGAGUUCACAAUCGAAGCAGAAGCAAAAGUGGAAGCUAAACGCAGAAAAGCGCAGAUUCGGGAUUGCAUUAUGAAGGUACGCACCUUCUUUUCGGCAUCGAACCCACUGGUGUCCCGUUCAAAUAUGGCAGAUAAGAUAAAGGAGAUAGGGCAGAGAUUAGAUGCGAUUGCUGAAGAGAGGUCUCAAUUCCAUUUGAAAGAGGGAGAACGGGUGUUGGAUAUUAGAGGCCGAGAACCAACUGACUCGUUUGUAAUCGAAUCAGAUGUUUAUGGAAGGGAGGAAGAUAAAAAAAAGGUAAUGGAAUUACUGAUUAGCAAUGAUAACGGAGAGGAUGUUACAGUCAUCCCCAUAGUCGGUAUGGGGGGCCUUGGGAAGACCACACUCGCUCAAUUAGCUUACAGUGACAUGAGGGUAGCAACGCAUUUUGUACUAAGAAUGUGGGUUUGUGUGUCGGACGAUUUCAGUGUGAGUAGGGUAACAAAAGAUAUCAUCGAGUCAGCAAAUGACGGCAAAUGUAAUCUUCAAAACAUGGAUCAACUGCAGCGUCACCUCUGAGAACUGCUGAGGGGGAAGAAGUUUUUACUUGUGUUGGAUGAUGUCUGGGAAGAAAAUCCCGAGAACUGGGAUCGGUUGAAACAAUUUCUCAGAGAAGGUGCGAGGGGCAGUAAAAUUAUAGUAACUACCCGUAAUGACAAAGUUGCUUCAUUCAUGGGCACUCUCCCUCCGUACUCUUUGCAGAAAUUAUCAGAAGAUGAUUGUUGGUCUCUGUUCAAGCAGCGGGCAUUUGGGCAUGGAAGACAAGAACAUCCAAACCUUAUAAUGCUCGGAAAGGAAAUUGUGAAGAAGUGUGGGGGCGUCCCUUUGGCGGCAAAGGCCCUCGGAAGCUUGAUGCACUUCAAAACAGAGGAAAGAGAGUGGUUGUUUGUUAAAGAAAGUGACAUUUGGAAUCUAGCUGAAGAAGAUAAUCACAUUUUAACUGCUUUGAGGUUGAGUUAUUAUCAUCUUCCACCACAUUUGAAGCAAUGCUUUGCAUACUGCUCAAUAUUUCCAAAAGAUUAUCAAAUCAAGAAGGAGAAGCUAAUCCGACUAUGGAUGGCAGAAGGUUUUAUUAAAUCAUCAGGCAGAAGUCAACAAAUAGAAGACGUCGGUGGAGAGUAUUUCAAUAAUCUAUUAUGUCGGUCCUUCUUUCAAGAUGUUCACAAAAAUGAAGAUGGGAAUAUCGUAUGGUGCAAGAUGCAUGACCUUCGUGCAUGAUCUUGCAUGCUCUGUUGCUGGGAAUGAAUGCUCGAUUGUACAGGAAAAGAAUGCGGUACUGAGUAUCCCUAACAGAUCUCGUCGUUUGUUGUUGGAUUGCGGGGAUAACAUAUGUGUCCUAACAGACCCAGAGCCCUCAAGGACAGCAAACCAUUUGCGAACGCUGCUUGUGCUUGGAAGUCUGCAUUUAAGCAUUCCUCAUUAUGUUUUGGUACAUUUUAUGCUCUUACGCGUGCUAGAUUUAAACAAUGUGAUUGUCACCACGGAGAUGUUGGUUUCAAUCAGCAGGUUUAAGCACUUAAGAUACCUCGGGUUCUCUAUUCAUUUUAUAGAACCCCUUCCUGAAUCCAUUUGCACCCUUCACCAUUUGCAAACCUUGAGACUCUCGGGGUGUUGUUUUCUUGCAGAGUUACCCAGGGACAUGAGCAAAAUGACUAGCCUAAGACAUCUUGAAAUUGAUUUCUGUCAUCAAUUGACCCAUAUGCCAGCUAAUAUGGGAGAAUUAAAGUUCCUUCAGAACUUGCCAAUAUUCAUAGUUGGUAAGGAUAGUGGAUGUGGUAUAAGAGAGCUGCAAGGUCUAAAGCUUGGAGGAGAAUUGACUAUUCGAAACCUCCAGAAUGUGAUGUGUGCAGAAAAUGCCCAGGAAGCAAACUUGAAGGAUAAACCAAACCUUCAGAAGUUACACUUUUCAUGGGGUCGGGAUAUUGAUCUUCAGUUGGAAGGAAAUGUCGAGCAAACCCUUGAAGGUCUCCGACCACAUCAAAAUCUCAAAAGGUUGACUGUGGAAGAGUACAUGGGUGUCAGAUUUCCGCACUGGAUGAGCUCUUCAUUGCUUCCGAAUCUGAUUCAAGUUUCACUGAUUAAUUGCAGAAGAUGCGAACAGCUCCCCCCGCUCAGCCACUUACCAUUCCUGAAGGUUUUUGUGAUACGUGGAAUGGAUGCUGUGAAGUAUAUUGGAAAACAUUUCUAUGGCGGCAAUGAUGUCACAGAGUCAUUCCCAUCACUGAAACGACUCACCAUCUAAGAUAUGGCUAAUUUAGAGGAGUUGUCAGGAUCCAAUGGAAGAGUACUCCCCUACCUUAACCAAUUAACUGUUGGGGGAUGUCCAAAGUUAACAAUGCUUCCAUUCCUUCCAUCUCUAAAACGAUUGGAAUUGAGGGAUGGUAAUGAGAUGUUGUUAGGUUCAGUGGCAAACCUUUCCUCACUUUCCUCCCUUUGCAUUCGUGGUUUCAAGGAGCUAAGGUCUCUGCCAGAUGGGUUGUUUGAAAACCAUACCCAUCUCUCGAGCCUAA
Messenger RNA from Magnolia sinica, 3134 nucleotides. Its product is annotated as putative disease resistance protein RGA3. Lineage: Eukaryota; Viridiplantae; Streptophyta; Magnoliopsida; Magnoliales; Magnoliaceae. The transcript is spliced from 2 exons. Gene Ontology annotation, molecular function: ADP binding. The coding region runs from base 1781 to 2866 and encodes 361 amino acids. The record is from RefSeq and is a predicted model, not a curated record.